AGAGAGAGAGAGAGAGAGAGAGAGAGAGCGUCCUUCAGAUAAAACGAAAGCCUCUGCGUUUGUAAUGCGUGAGUGUGCGUAUGUGUGUGUGUUUGUAAUGCGCGAGUGUGUGUGAUAAGGAGGUGGGGGUGAGAGACCCCGUUGUGUUUUGACCCCCUAAACAACUCCCAGUCUCCAUCUCUCUCUCUCUCUCUGGUUUAAAGCUUCAUCGCUCAUUGUGGAGAGACGCAUUUGAGCCCAACGCGUCGCUUCAUGGACGUCGAUAGAGCGGAAAGGACGCGACAUCAUCUCAAACGCGCCGCUAAUGCUGGAUACUCGGCCCGGUCCACGCUACAUUCUUAUUAAGUUCUUGUAGAGAGUGUGUCUUAUCUGCCGCUCUGGUGUGUGUUGUCAUCCGUCAGUGAGUGUGUGAGCUCGGCUUCCGUAUCGCAUGGAGAAGAGGUAUGAGGAGUUGGUGCAGUACCCAGGCUCUGACGCCAUGCCUGUGGGAGACUACAGGGACACCAUGAGGUCACUUCCUCCGCCUCACUAUGGCCACACUGUGCCUGACUCCCUAAAACACCACCGGGACCAGAUCUAUGGUCAUCCUCUGUUUCCACUCCUGGCUCUGGUAUUUGAGAAGUGUGAACUUGCCACCUGCUCACCACGAGACUCGAUGUCAAACUCCGCCCCUCCCGGCAUGACCAAUCACAGUGACGUCUGCUCCUCUGAAUCGUUCAAUGAUGAUAUUGCGGCCUUUGCCAAACAAAUUCGAUCAGAGAAACCUAUCUUUUCAUCAAAUCCAGAACUGGACAAUCUGAUGAUCCAGGCCAUUCAAGUUCUACGGUUUCAUCUAUUAGAGCUAGAAAAGGUUCAUGACCUCUGUGAUAAUUUCUGCCAUCGGUACAUAACCUGUCUAAAAGGCAAGAUGCCCACUGAUUUGGUGCUGGAGGACCGGGAGGGUGGAUCAAAAUCUGACAUGGAAGAUUUCACUGGCUCCUGCACCAAUCUGUCAGAACAAAACCAGUCUUGGUUGCGAGAUCCCGAUGACUGUGUGUCAACCCCCUCGGGCACCCCCAGUGCCUCCUGUGGCCUCACCUCACACAGUGCAGAGAACUGCAGCGAUGCUGGUGAUGGCUUGGACGGAAGCGUGGCAUCUCCUAGCACAGGAGAAGAAGAUGAAACAGAUAGAGAUAGACGAAACAACAAGAAAAGAGGAAUCUUUCCCAAAGUUGCAACAAACAUUAUGAGAGCUUGGCUCUUCCAGCACCUGUCGCAUCCGUACCCAUCUGAAGAACAGAAGAAGCAGCUCUCUCAAGACACGGGUCUCACUAUACUGCAGGUCAAUAACUGGUUUAUAAAUGCCAGACGCAGAAUAGUACAGCCAAUGAUUGACCAAUCAAAUCGCUCAGGCCAGAGUGCUCCAUACAGUCCUGAGGGGGCGGCUCUAGGAGGAUAUGGGUUAGAUGCACAAUCUCAUUUAGGUCUUAGGACAGCAGGACUUCAGGGAAUGCCGUCCCUGCCCACAGAUUACCCCGGGGCCCUUCUGACCCAGCCGGGAUACUCCCACGCUGGCCCGUCCUUGCACCCGUACCCCGGCCCCCACACUGCCAUGCUGCUCCAUCCGCCACCCCACAGCCACCCUGCCGAACCCCUCAUAGGACAAGGCCUUGACAUCCAUGCCCACUAACUUGAGAGCGGAGCAGGGGAGGGUGCGCUGAAAAUGGGAUGGAAGGGUACAUUGUAAAUUGACUUUGCAGUACCACAGCCCAUCACUCUCACCAAACCUUCAGGGCAUCACCGCUGUCAACACAUAAUGACUCUGAGAAUGUCUUAAAUGCACUGACCUGGCAUCAUAAAUGUAUCAAAAUGUCCAUUUUAUGCACUCAGCUCCCAUGCAAUGCCCAUCUCAAAUGCCUGACAGACUUGUUACAUUCCUUAACCAUUUAUUGCUAUCUGAUCUCCUCAUGACAAUGCUCUGAAUGCACUGUACUUAAUACAUCUAUCUACUAGUUUUUAUGCACACUGCUGCGUUUGAUUGAUAUACCCACGUCUUCCUAUGGCCUUAGGGGUGAGCUGAAAUCUCCCUUAAUCUAACAUUAAGGCCUUCAUUGCCUUUCUUGCCUUGCCUCCGAAAACCCUCUCGAGGAGCACAAACGGAAAAACACAGCAUAUACCUCCUCAGUCAGGACCCAACAUGUCAGAAAGUCCUGAAACAGUCUUCUUAGAUGAACAGUCGCACCAAAUCCUUACAACCUUAGGCUGAACAUGGUUAAUAAAAUGUAAGGUGAAGCUCAUGAAGCCACGUCACGUUUCACCCCAAAAUCAAAAGGCAUUUUGCACAAGAAACCUAUUUAUAGUAGAGAAUUAGGAAUCAUUUUGCAUUGUGAUGUAAUUUCCUUCAAUUGAAUUUCCACAAAAAUCUUGUUGCUGUAAUGCAUCAGGAAAUGUGUGAUGUUGUUUUUUAAUUCCUGUUAUAAAAGUAAUUCACAUUAGUUUGAAUAUUACAGUAAUACAGUAAAAACUUGCUUUUCUUGGAAUAAAAAUAUCACUCUUAUUUUGAUUUUGGGGUGAAACAGAGAGAUUUUUUUGAUUCACCUGUAAAGAGCCAAGAGUCUCUGUCUUCCUAGCUGAGCGCCAUGUACACUUCUUUCAGUUGUUCUGCUAAGUCAGUCUCACUUUUUGUUUAACACAUUAUUUAAUUUAAUUUUUGUUAUUGUUUUGUAUUUAUCUGUGUUACAAUAAUCCGAGUGCCACGUUUUUUUUUUUUAAAUAUCUCGAUUUGAUAAAAAAGUGAAUAUGUUCUUCAGUUAUUUGAAGUUUAUGUGAAUGUUUACCUGCUGAGGUCCCGACAGGCACAUUUUUGGUUUGCUCUAAAGGACCUGACUCACAUUACCAUCAAUAUUUCACCCAAUUUAGUCACAGUACCAAUGUAUUAAUGAAUACCAGGAUAUCUGACAAUACCUUUUAGAGAUUUGCUUGACUUCAAUCUUGGAAACCUGAGCUCUUUUUUGUCAUUCCCUGUCUGCAUUAAAACAUAUUAUGUGACUGUUGAUAUAUUGAUAUUUCUGUUGAUAUGCAAAAUAUAUUGUUCAAGGACUGACGCAACGUUUCUUUUGACCAUUAAAUAAUAUAGGAAUUAAAAGUAAAUUUAACUAAUGACCAGUGCAUAUUUAAUCAGACACAUUUCUCAAUCCAGAAAUAUUAAUAAAGCACAACAAACCCACUCCACAAAUGUAAAAGCAAGAUUUUCCUGGCGAAAGUUUUUGGAAUCUAGUCAUUGAGAAUUGUUUGACUUAAAAUUAUUUAAUCAGAAAGUUUGAAAGAAACUAAAAAGAGAAUUUGAAGCAAAAUUCCAAGGUAAUUGAAUCAAAUCACCACUGCUUAUUUGUUGUUUUUGGCAUUUUGGGGGCAAUUUUUAUCUGUCGUAUCUUUUUGUUUAAAAUGCAUAAAAAUACUGAAAUAAACUUCAGACAAAAGUAAAAUAAAUAAACAUUUCUACA
Molecule: messenger RNA, 3482 nt
Organism: Puntigrus tetrazona (Sumatra barb)
Lineage: Eukaryota; Metazoa; Chordata; Actinopteri; Cypriniformes; Cyprinidae
Gene: meis3
Product: myeloid ecotropic viral integration site 3
Biological process (GO): animal organ morphogenesis; eye development; embryonic pattern specification
Molecular function (GO): DNA-binding transcription activator activity, RNA polymerase II-specific; RNA polymerase II cis-regulatory region sequence-specific DNA binding
Source: RefSeq, a predicted model, not a curated record